AACUGGACCAGACCCGACAAUGUCUUUUGCACAUCACACACGCUAGAUUCAUUCACUCUCUGCGACACCACACCUGGACGCCGACCACCAUGCACUGACAACGUUCCUAUAUAUAGUACCCUAGACCUCGACAUAUCCCGCUCAACCACCACCACCACCUUCAACUACCGCGACGUUGACUGUGACAAAUUCCGCGGCAGGCUACAACUACACCUAUCGGUAUACCCCGAACCGACAGCUAUCACCUCGGAAGAACAAUUC
Molecule: messenger RNA, 261 nt
Organism: Suillus plorans
Lineage: Eukaryota; Fungi; Basidiomycota; Agaricomycetes; Boletales; Suillaceae
Exons: 1
Source: RefSeq, a predicted model, not a curated record